GAGAAAGAAUAGGAGGAGAUUAGGUUGGGUGUGGAUAACAAAGUGAAAAUCAAGUGAAGAACUGGGAGUGCCCUUGUGUGUUCUGAUUUGCCUUUCCUCGAUCUUCUGUGCUUUUAAAAUCAACAGCUUGUUUGGAGUGUUUAUCAGACAUGUCUGCAGUUCCGACCAUGGAUUCUUUUAAGACCGUCUUACGGUUCCUGACCAACCAGAAGAGCACUAUUGGCUACAGCUUUAUGGCCAUUUUGACUAUAGGUAGUGAAAGAGUUUUUUCCAUGGUGUCUUUUCAGUGUCCGUGCAACCCCACACAGAAUUUUCCUUAUGGAAUAACUUUUCUUCUUGGCCCAGCCGCUGUUUUGCUGGCCAUCGGUCUCUUUGUUAGUGCACGUCUUUGGCGGUUAUAUACUGGGUGCUGUCUCAACCCAUGGAAACUCUGCCCCAAGGGUAACUGUGUGAGUUGCUUGUCAACGCUUAUUAAAGUACUGAGUAAUGCAUGCAUUGCCCCUGUUAUGUGGCUUUGCGUAGCAUUGCUCAAUGGAACCUUUUAUGAAUGUGCUGUCAGUGGCUUGGACAAUAACGUGGUGGUGGACCUCUUCUGCAAAAACAAGACAUCUGCAUGCCGGGCAGAACUAGCACGGGUACCUUGUGGUAGAACUCGGCUCUCCACGGAUGAGAACAACGAACUGCUGCUAAUGCUUCGAGCUCAGUCACAGAUCCUCGGCUGGUCCCUCAUUAUCAUUGCUGCAGUAGCAACACUUGUUGGGACAUGCUAUAAGAACUGUCGCUCUCAGGUGAGCUAUCUUCAGUUAACAUUUUGGAAAAUCUACAUGGAGAAGGAGCAGGAAAAGUUUGAAGCGUUUGCGGACGAUUACGCCACCAAACUGGCAGAACGGAAUCUCAAGAGCUUCUUUGACAACAAGGCAGCUGCACCAUUUCCCUUUCCAAACCAUAAGGCCUGGGAGGAGAUCUCUGCUUCAUAUAUGUUUACCAAAAGUGAACAGUAUUACAGCACCCUUCAGAGAUAUGUUGAUGGAGCAGACAGGAAAUACGACCCUGAAAUGCAACCGGUUCUAGGGAGUAAAGAUGAUAUAGAGAUGGCAUAGAAACACAAUGCAAUAUAACCAAUUAUAUAACCAUUGUGUACUUUUGAAGUCAUGUAUUGAUGUCAAAUUUGAAGGUUUUCAAAUUACUACCUGUGCAAAACAGCAUUAAUCUAUAGGGUUUUUAUAGUUUUGUUUUGUAAAUUAAGGAAUUGGAUUUGCACUGUGAAAGUUUAUUCUAGUAGCAUUUAUUUAGCUAUCUCAGAUCCUUCAUGGAUACUGAGAGAAAUAUGAUCCUGCUUUCUGGAAGUUGUUUACAGUGACAACAUCUUUAUUCCAGUGGUGCUUGAGGAGGUUUGAAUGUUACUGCCUCAACAAAGUCAAAGAAAAAGGUAAACCUAUUCUCAGGGCAUUUUUAUCUAAGGUUCUUUACAAUUGCACAUUUCCAAAUCUGUAAAUCAGGAAUUGUAAAAUCAUUUGACCUAAUAAUCUUCUUAAAACCUUUAAAACUAAAUUCUACAAUAUGGUCACAUUGUAUUAUGGCCUUCAACACAAUGUAGAACAUGGAACCACUACUUAUUUUCGUUUGAUGCUUUUAAAUAGACUAUGUGACAAACAGGAAACCCACAGUCAGACACCAGACACACAACACAUUGUUGAAGAAACUUGGUUUUCUCAGUAAUUUAGCCUAAUAGAGCUCUGCAGUUAAAUCAAGCUGCUCCUGUGAUAGUUUUUAAAAUUGCAUUAAUAAUACCAAAUUAUAUAUAUAUAUAUUUAUGUUUUUAAAACUGUGGUUGGUUUUCACCCUGUUGGUGGUGUACAUUUCCUGCAAUGUUGUGAAAGGAAAUGAUCAAACAUUUACAUGCAGUACUCAGGUUACAACGUUGCAGCAGAUUUCAUCAGUAUCAGGCUGGUUUAAUGCUAUAUGUGAGAAAAUGCUUCAAAAACAAAGUAAUAUAAGUUACAACAAUAACCUAAAAAACCAGAAGUAGUACUAACAAAGGCUAACAUGAAGCAGUAACAGCUGUCAAAUUGGGAACUGCAAUGACAAUACAGUCGAUCUGCCUCAUUUGUUUGUAUUAGGAAAUGAAGAUAAAAAAUUGUAUAAUCUAGUAAUAUGUUACAUUUUUUAAAAUUUCAUAUUUUGUACUUACAUUUUUGUAUAUUUUUUAUCUAUUAUCUUUUGUAUUAAAUUUCAUUAUUUGAAUUGCUAUUAUGUUUGCAACUUUAUACUGUAAAUGACACAAAGUGUAACAUCACUGCUGCAUAAAACAUAUAACAUCCGCUUAAAAAUGUACACUUAUAGAAACCUGUUUAGAUUGAUGAAAUGCUUUUGCU
Molecule: messenger RNA, 2375 nt
Organism: Paramisgurnus dabryanus
Lineage: Eukaryota; Metazoa; Chordata; Actinopteri; Cypriniformes; Cobitidae
Source: RefSeq, a predicted model, not a curated record